UAAAUGUGGGGAAGGCUUUCAUCCAAGCUUUAACUUCAGUAUACGUAAUGGUCACCAUUUGGGAGACAGUCCUCAUAAAGAUAAUGAAUGUGGGAAAGCUCGUAACCAGUCCUCCAGUGUUGGUGAUCAUCAGAGAAUUCAUGAUGGAAAAAGCCCAUUCACAUGUAAUAAACCAGGGACCAUGUUUAGUCAGUCAUCAAGCCUAAACAUCAAUGAGAUAAUCCCUCAGGGAGAGAAAACUUACAUCUUUAAGGAAUGUGGUAAAUCCUUUGACUGCCACUCAACACUAUCUCAACAUCAGCAAAUGCAUACUGGAGAAAAAGUAUACAAAUGUGAAGAAGGUGGUCUAAGCUUUAAGGACUAUUCAUCAAUAAAUGGGCAUUCGCAGAUCUAUUCUGGAGAGAAACCCUGCAAAUGUCAAGAAUGUGGCAAGACUUUUAACAAUCACUCAAGUCUUAAUAGACAGCACCAAAUUCAUAUUGCAGGGAAAAAUUACAACUGUAAUGAAUGUGCCAAAGUCUUUACAUCAUUCUCAAAACUUACUCAACAUCAGAGAAUUCAUAGUGGAGAUAAACCUUACCAGUGUCAACAAUGUGGAAAGAGCUUUAACCACAGCUCAACCCUUACUCGACAUCACAGAAUUCAUACCAGAGAGAAACCUUACCAAUGUCAAGAAUGUGGCAAGACCUUUAUCCACAACUCAAACCUUAUACAACAUCACAGAAUUCAUACUGGACAGAAACCUUACCAAUGUCAGGAAUGUGGCAAGGCCUUUGCCAGGAGGUCAUAUCUUUCUCAGCAUCACAAAAUUCAUACUGGACAGAAACCUUACCAAUGUCAGGAAUGUGGCAAGGCCUUUACCAGGAGGUCAGAUCUUUCUCAGCAUCACAAAAUUCAUACUGGACAGAAACCUUACCAAUGUCAGGAAUGUGGCAAUGCCUUUACCAGGAGGGCAAAUCUUUCUCGGCAUCAGAAAACUCAUAGUGCAGAGAAACCUUACCAAUGUCAAGAAUGUGGCAAGGCCUUCAAGUGGAGGUCACAUCUUUGUCAACAUCACAACAUUCAUAACACAGAGAAACCUUACCAAUGUCAAGAAUGUGGCAAUAGCUUUAACUGGAAAUCAGGUCUUGCUAAGCAUAAGAGAAUUCAUUGUGGAGAAAAAUCUUACCAAUGUGAAGAAUGUGGCAAGCCCUUUAAGGACAGCACAACUCUUAUUGAACAUUGCAGAACUCAUAGUGGAGAGAAACGUUACCCAUGUCAAAAAAGUGGCAAGAGCUUUAACCAGAGGUCAUCUCUUAUUCAACAUCACAGAACUCAUACUGGAGAGAAACCUUACCAAUGUCAAAAAUGUGGUAAGGCCUAUGCCGCCCCUUCACAACUUACUAAACAUCACAGAAUUCAUACUGGACAGAAACCUUACCAAUGUCAGGAAUGUGGCAAGGCCUUUACCAGGAGGUCAGAUCUUUCUCAGCAUCAAAAAAUUCAUACUGGACAGAAACCUUACCAAUGUCAAGAAUGUGGCAAUGCCUUUACCAGGAGGGCAAAUCUUUCUCGGCAUCAGAAAACUCAUAGUGCAGAGAAACCUUACCAAUGUCAAGAAUGUGGCAAGGCCUUCAAGUGGAGGUCACAUCUUUGUCAACAUCACAACAUUCAUAACACAGAGAAACCUUACCAAUGUCAAGAAUGUGGCAAGGCCUUUAACUGGAGGUCAAGUCUUACUAAGCAUAAGAGAAUUCAUUGUGGAGAAAAAUCUUACCAAUGUGAAGAAUGUGGCAAGCCCUUUAAGGACAGCACAACUCUUAUUGAACAUCGCAGAACUCAUAGUGGAGAGAAACGUUACCCAUGUCAAAAAAGUGGCAAGAGCUUUAACUGGAGGUCAUCCCUUAUUCAACAUCACAGAACUCAUACUAGAGAGAAACCUUACCAAUGUCAAAAAUGUGCCAAGAGCUUUAACUGGAGGUCAUCUCUUAUUCAACAUCACAGAACUCAUACUGGAGAGAAACCUUACCAAUGUCAAAAAUGUGGCAAGAGCUUUAACCAGAGGUCAUCCCUUAUUAAACAUCACAGAAUUCAUACGGGAGAGAAACCUUACCAAUGUCAAAAAUGUGGUAAGGCCUAUGCCGUCCCUUCACAACUUACUAAACAUCACAGAAUUCAUACUGGAGAGAAACCUUACCAAUGUCAAGAAUGUGGCAAGGCCUUUAUAUACAACUCAAACCUUAUACAACAUCACAGAAUUCACACUGGAGAGAAACCUUACCAAUGUCAGGAAUGUGGCAAGGCCUUUAAGGUGAGCUCACACCUCAGUCGACAUAGCAGAACUCAUACUAGAGUAACCCUAUAAAUUCCAAAAAUAUGGCAAGGCCUCUACUGCUGCUCAAGGCUUAGU
Messenger RNA from Lutra lutra (Eurasian river otter), 2389 nucleotides. RefSeq names its product zinc finger protein 850-like. NCBI's taxonomy places the organism in Eukaryota, Metazoa, Chordata, Mammalia, Carnivora, Mustelidae. The record is from RefSeq and is a predicted model, not a curated record. Gene Ontology annotation, molecular function: RNA polymerase II cis-regulatory region sequence-specific DNA binding; DNA-binding transcription factor activity. The transcript has a single exon. Gene Ontology annotation, biological process: regulation of transcription by RNA polymerase II. Bases 182 to 2344 code for a protein of 720 amino acids.